Vigna unguiculata (cowpea) is the source of this 1404-nucleotide messenger RNA. RefSeq names its product ATP-dependent caseinolytic protease/crotonase family protein. NCBI's taxonomy places the organism in Eukaryota, Viridiplantae, Streptophyta, Magnoliopsida, Fabales, Fabaceae. The record is from RefSeq and is a predicted model, not a curated record.
AUUGGCAUUAACAGCUUUACUUUCUUGUCGUGCAAGAUCGUAGUUUGAUGGACGCAUUUUGAUGGAUUCGAUCCCAAUCUUUGAAGGCCUCAAUUCCCAGGUUCCCACUUCGCGGUCCUCGUUUUCAUUCCCUUCUGAGCCCCCUGAUGUUGGGAAUUGGUUCUCUAGCUAUGAGUAUCAAUCUCCCGAUCCGGAUUCGAAUCUUAGUGUCGGAGGUUUUGUUUUCAUGGAAAACGAAUCUCAGGGAGAUGGCGAAGAAGUAGAAGAAAGGGUAAAGAUUCGAUGUCUACGGCCUAAUGGGGACAAUGCAGUUCAAGAAGACGAGGAUAAUUAUAACGAAGAACAGUGCAUGAACAAGAAUCUUGAACCAUUCAGUUCAUGUUCACAACUUUCAGAGCCUCCAGACAUCAGAAACUGGUUCUCCAGCUAUGUUUACGAGUCACCUGAGUUUGAUACAUGUAGUAUUUUAAGAGAUGAAGCUUCUGAAGAGAAUCACUGUGGGAAGAAGCUUGAGUUUGAAGUCGUGAAAGCAGAUGGAAGCAAGUCUGUUAAUGGUCACCCGAAAGGGUGUGUUGGGCCCAAUAACCCCUCUAAUAAAAAGACAAAGUAUACAUGUGAGGUUCAUGAUAGUGCUGAAGUGAAGAAAAAUUCAACUACGGUUGACACUCCUCCAAAAAAGAUUUUGCAGCCAUGCAUGCAAGAUAAAACGCUGCAACAUAAUCUUGGUCCAACCAAGUACAAGGAGACAUUGGACCUGAAUCGCACAAGUCCUCGUCACGAUCGAAAAGGACAUCCAGUGUCACUGGAUACCGAUAAAAGUUCAACGAAAUCUCCAAAGCUGCUGCAUAAGAAUGAUACCCAAAUAUCAAACACAAAAACUGAUAUCCAACAUGAUAACAAGCUUGAUUUGAGUGCAAGUGCAACUAAAACCUUCUCAACAAGAACUGCAGCGUGUACAAGCAAUAAAGAAAAUGACGGCUUUGUGACAACAAGGAAGAAGAUUUGUACGGGAGGAAAUGAUGAAAAUUGUUGGAAGAAACCUGAAAAGAUAUUGUUAGAGCGGUCAACAAGGACAGUCACAAUUCCAUUGCAAUGUGGUGUUACAAAGAGAAAGGCUUUAACAGAAGCAACAAAUGUUCAACUAUAUAGUGACAUGGGGAUAACAGGGAAAUGGCAAUGCCCACAGAAACGUAAACCUGAGGUUGGGCCUGCUAUGAAACAACUUAGGCUCGAGCGCUGGGUUCGUAGAAUUUGAGACCUGGGAGAACAUUAUUCCAUGAAACAACUUUUACAUGGUUAGUGGUUUAAGGUAGAUCGAUUAACCAAACAGAUAAAAACAUUUGAUUGCAUUAUGUAUGUUUUCCCUUCUGUUAUUAUACUUAAUUAUUCAAUUAAACCAUCUUA